Messenger RNA from Camelus dromedarius (Arabian camel), 2145 nucleotides. RefSeq names its product heterogeneous nuclear ribonucleoprotein K (gene HNRNPK). Gene Ontology annotation, cellular component: cytoplasm; nucleus. The record is from RefSeq and is a predicted model, not a curated record. Gene Ontology annotation, biological process: regulation of mRNA splicing, via spliceosome; regulation of transcription by RNA polymerase II. NCBI's taxonomy places the organism in Eukaryota, Metazoa, Chordata, Mammalia, Artiodactyla, Camelidae. Gene Ontology annotation, molecular function: mRNA binding. Bases 245 to 1639 code for a protein of 464 amino acids. The transcript is spliced from 17 exons.
UCCCCCCCGCUAGUGAGUGCGCGAACGAGAAAGGAGGAGGGCGCUCCAGGCGAAAGCACUGCGGACGCCAUUAUCCUCUGUUUCUCUGCUGCACCAACCUCGACGUCUUGCCUACGUCCCGCUGGUUUGUGGCCUAUAGGCUACUGCAGGACUAGGGUGUCAGUUGGUCCCGCCCAGAACACUUUGAGUUCUGCUCUGCAAGGAUAUAUAAUAACUGAUUGGUGUGUCCAUUUAAUACGAGAAAAUGGAAACGGAACAGCCAGAGGAAACCUUUCCCAACACCGAAACCAAUGGUGAAUUUGGUAAACGCCCUGCCGAAGAUAUGGAAGAGGAACAAGCUUUUAAAAGAUCGAGAAACACUGAUGAGAUGGUUGAAUUACGCAUUCUGCUUCAGAGCAAGAAUGCUGGGGCAGUGAUUGGGAAAGGAGGCAAGAAUAUUAAGGCUCUCCGUACAGACUACAAUGCCAGUGUUUCAGUCCCAGACAGCAGUGGCCCCGAGCGCAUAUUGAGUAUCAGUGCUGAUAUUGAAACAAUUGGAGAAAUUCUGAAGAAAAUCAUCCCUACCUUGGAAGAGGGCCUGCAGUUGCCAUCACCCACUGCAACCAGCCAGCUCCCGCUCGAAUCUGAUGCUGUGGAAUGCUUAAAUUACCAACACUAUAAAGGAAGCGACUUUGACUGCGAGUUGAGACUGUUGAUUCAUCAGAGUCUGGCAGGAGGAAUUAUUGGGGUCAAAGGUGCUAAAAUCAAAGAACUUCGAGAGAACACUCAGACAACGAUCAAGCUUUUCCAGGAAUGCUGUCCUCAGUCCACUGACAGAGUUGUUCUUAUUGGAGGAAAACCUGAUAGGGUUGUAGAGUGCAUAAAGAUCAUCCUUGAUCUUAUAUCAGAGUCUCCUAUCAAAGGACGUGCUCAGCCUUAUGAUCCCAAUUUUUAUGAUGAAACUUACGAUUAUGGUGGUUUUACAAUGAUGUUUGAUGACCGCCGUGGACGUCCAGUGGGAUUUCCCAUGCGAGGAAGAGGUGGCUUUGACAGAAUGCCUCCUGGUCGGGGUGGGCGUCCCAUGCCUCCAUCUAGAAGAGAUUAUGAUGAUAUGAGCCCUCGUCGAGGACCUCCUCCACCUCCUCCUGGACGAGGUGGCCGGGGUGGUAGCAGAGCUCGGAAUCUUCCUCUUCCUCCACCACCACCACCUAGAGGAGGAGAUCUGAUGGCCUAUGACAGAAGAGGAAGACCUGGAGACCGUUAUGAUGGCAUGGUUGGUUUCAGUGCUGAUGAAACUUGGGACUCUGCAAUAGAUACAUGGAGCCCAUCAGAGUGGCAGAUGGCUUAUGAACCACAGGGUGGCUCUGGAUAUGAUUAUUCCUAUGCAGGGGGUCGUGGCUCAUAUGGUGAUCUUGGUGGACCUAUUAUUACUACACAAGUAACUAUUCCCAAAGAUUUGGCUGGAUCUAUUAUUGGCAAAGGUGGUCAGCGGAUUAAACAAAUCCGUCAUGAGUCAGGAGCUUCGAUCAAAAUUGAUGAGCCUUUAGAAGGGUCCGAAGAUCGGAUCAUUACCAUUACAGGAACACAGGACCAGAUACAGAAUGCACAGUAUUUGCUGCAGAACAGUGUGAAGCAGUAUGCAGAUGUUGAAGGAUUCUAAUGCAAGAUAUUUUUUCUUUUUUAUAGUGUGAAGCAGUAUUCUGGAAAGUUUUUCUAAGACUAGUGAAGAACUGAAGGAGUCCUGCAUCUUUUUUUUUUUAUCUGCUUCUGUUUAAAAAGCCAACAUUCCUCUGCUUCAUAGGUGUUCUGCAUUUGAGGUGUAGUGAAAUCUUUGCUGUUCACCAGAUGUAAUGUUUUAGUUCCUUUCAAACAGGGUUGGGGGGUGGGGGAGGGUGUGCAAAAACUAACAUUGAAAUUUUGAAACAGCAGCAGAGUGAGUGAAUUUUAAUUUUUGUUCGUUGUUGGUGGUUAAAAAAAAAAUUCCCCCCAUGUAAUUAUUGUGAACACUUUGCUUUGUGGUCACUGUAACAUUUGGGGGUGGGGGACAGGGAGGAAAAGUAACAAUAGUCCAUAUGUCCCUGGCAUCUAUUUCAGAGCAGUGUGCAGAAUGUAAUGCUCUUUUGUAAGAAACGUUUUAUGAUUUUUAAAAUAAAUUUAGUGAACCUA